AGGAUAGGCGGGGCGGAGGGCGGAAGGGCCGGAAGUGGAUUUUCGUAACCCGGAAGGGGAGUGCUUCCCUGGCUGUUUUGUUAACGUCUUCCAGCUGCCUCUCGUCCUGCGGCUGAGGGAAUCGUCGCGGAAGGAUGGUGUGCGAGAAAUGUGAAAAGAAACUUGGUACUGUUAUCACUCCAGAUACAUGGAAAGAUGGUGCAAGGAAUACCACAGAAAGUGGUGGAAGAAAGCUGAAUGAAAAUAAAGCUUUGACCUCAAAAAAAGCAAGGCAUCUGCUCUAUGUGUGGAAAAAAGGUUUUGGAUACCAAAAACUACAAGCAAACGUCUGUCUAGAUGUAUUGAAGUUUCUGGCUUUCCGUAUGAUUUUACUUUUUGCUUGAAUUUUCAAGGCAUAAUAUAGAUGUUCAAGUUACAAAAUAACAUGUCUUAAGACAAGUUUAAACCAGGGAAGUAGAUUGGUAUUCAUUUUUUUGCUCUCAAGAAGUUCUGAACAGCAGCAGUGUAACUAGUUUUCUGCCUUAAGUUUUUAUUUUCCUUACAAACAUCUUAUUGAACUGGAAUAAGUGACAAAUUUAACGAAAAAAUAUUUUCCCAGUUCUGUAUGCACUUUUUAUUUAUCAUUACUCAUGUAAUUUUUAUUAUCCUUUCCCUCUACUUUAUAGAUAUUGCAAAAGUGUGAGAAGGAGGUUAUUGAUAUUUGGCUUUGAACUUGGCAUCCAGAUUUGGAAUUCUUCCCUCAUUCCCUUUUGGUUGCAUAGUUCUUAGGAUCAGCAGUCCCUUAAUUAAUUGCAGCUUCAUAAGGCAUUUAAAUAUCUGAGAUCAUUAUUGCUAAAUAGUUCCUUAAGUAAUUAGCCCAGGCCCAAAUCAAACAAAAGUUGUAUUUAUGUUAUUUUUUAUUUGUUCUUGAAGCCAAAGUGCCAAUACCUUUCAUAUGAGAAUGGGGACGCAAGAAACACCCCACAUAAAUCCAAAUGAAUACACUGGUUUUCAGAAAAACACACAUUACACAUAUUACCUUGAACUCAGACCAUCAUGAAAGCCAGGAGAACAGUGUGCAUCUAUGAUGAUGUGUAACGAAUGAAUCACCAUUCCUUGGGAAAGCGCUUUGAAGCAGAAACCUAACUCUUUUUAACCUCCUCCUCUUCUCCUUCCCCCACCAAAAAUAAAUAGACUAAGCAAACAUUUUGACUCUUUUUUUAAGUAUAUAU
This is a messenger RNA of Balaenoptera musculus (blue whale), 1211 nucleotides long. It is a transcript of the gene CRIPT, whose product is annotated as CXXC repeat containing interactor of PDZ3 domain. Gene Ontology annotation, biological process: cytoplasmic microtubule organization. The transcript has 4 exons. Gene Ontology annotation, cellular component: dendrite. The record is from RefSeq and is a predicted model, not a curated record. The coding region runs from base 135 to 383 and encodes 82 amino acids. Lineage: Eukaryota; Metazoa; Chordata; Mammalia; Artiodactyla; Balaenopteridae. Gene Ontology annotation, molecular function: microtubule binding; PDZ domain binding.